Messenger RNA from Phytophthora nicotianae INRA-310, 2807 nucleotides. RefSeq lists its product as hypothetical. The coding region runs from base 339 to 2744 and encodes 801 amino acids. NCBI's taxonomy places the organism in Eukaryota, Oomycota, Peronosporomycetes, Peronosporales, Peronosporaceae. The transcript has a single exon. Gene Ontology annotation, molecular function: FAD binding. The record is from RefSeq and is a predicted model, not a curated record.
AUUGUUGAUUGAUCUGAGGCUUCGUCGCGACCACGAUCUCCGCUAAGAUCAACAAAUUCGCGUUGAAAUGAAGAGAACUUGAACUGCGCGGAAAAAUAGUCAGACUCUCAUCUACGAUGGACCAGCGAGGAAUUCGAGAUCCAUGAAGCGAUUCAAUCUUCCAGGGAAUCGAAUGAGCAGAAAGCGCGGUCGUGUCCAGGCCUAAGAAAGUGCGGGUUUAACAUGAAGGCUACAUGACUCGUCAUUUCGGGUUUGUUGCGAGUGUUGCGUCUUACUUUACCUGCUCAGUCUCCAUUUUGCAGGCCUCAGUCAAGUUCCCUUUCAACUUCUACUAGAGAAUGGCGACACUUACGGCACAUUCGCCGUCCGCAUUCGCCGGUCACCACAAUCUGCACAAGCAUCAAAGCCGACCGAACGCCGGACUCCGCGACUCGUUCGAGCGUCGUAGCAGUAUCGGUGACAACCAUGAUGUGUACAUCGGUGAAGGUCUCAUUGAUCCCGACGGGGUGGAUGGCCUCGAUCAGUUUGGAGAGGAUGACGGCGCACCUCCGAAGACGCAUCCACACGGUCGUAGACUGCUCGACUACUUAGCGAUAGACGUUGGGGAGAAAUAUCUCGACGAUAUCUACAAAGAAGACGACAGCGACACCUCGGAUGGAGAAGAAAGCGGGUUCUACAGUGACGGGCCUCGGUCGUCAAUGCACCAGACUAGACAAGCGGCAGUCAAGCCUCUGAAUGAUUUGAACCAGUUGGGUCAGAUUGAGGAGGAACAUCCUACUCCUCAACGUCCGGGGAAGGAGAAGGCGUGGCAGAAGGUGAGACGUCUCCUGGUUGAGGAAGAAGAGAAGGCGGCGACAAAGAAGAAGCCAGUCGCUCCAAGCCGACAAGCGGAUACUGCAGGCUACGACACAGUCAAGUUGCUGGAUAUCUUGGCCCGUUCGGGCACCGAAGACGUGUACAGCAAGAGCAGUUCAUCGUCCGAAGCGAGGGAGUCACCACAUACCUUUGCUGGCCACAUGGGGAACAAAAUAUCGCGACUGCUUCACCGCAGUCCCGCCCCACACCCACCGUCGUCUCCAUUCCAUGCAACACCAGCUCAAUUGGUGCUGCUGGCGACUCUGGAGCGCGUCAAUAUAUCGUGCCGAACGACCGAGUUAUCGGACAUGUCGAUCGCUCGAAUCACUUCCCACUUGACGAUGAUCGACGAGAUUCUAAAGGAAGAAGCGGCUCGAAGACUGAAGCGCGGAUCUCGUCGACUCUCAAGCACCAACGACUCGAGUGAGUACGAGAGUGAGAGCCAUCAGUCCACCUAUUCCGUUGCCAACCCUCGCAUUAUGGUCGCUCCGAGUGUGCGCAGUACCUUCAAGACGUUCAUCGCCGCUCAAGAUCUAUGUGAAACCCUGGCAGCUUUCAACAAUCUACUGGCCGAUUGUGGUCUUAACGGAGCUAAGAUGCAGGAGCCUUGGCAUGUCUACUUCCACAUCCGGAAUGCAGUGUACAGCAGACUGGGAUACCGUCAGAAGCAGCUCUUCCGACUGCUUGAUGCACGGUUCAAUCUGGACGUGUACAAGCAAAGAUACGCUUCUAAACAAGGCGUGUGUAUCGUAGGUGCCGGACCUGUGGGCUUACGUGCUGCGGUCGAGUUGGCACUACUCGGUGCUCACGUGUCUGUACUGGAGAAGAGGACCAAGUUCAGUCGAGAGAACAGACUUCAUCUGUGGCCGUGGGUGGUUCAGGACUUGGCGUCGUUGGGAGCGAAGGUUUUAUUCAAAAACUUCUGCAAGUCCAGAACGUACUUCCACGUGAGCACCAGACAAUUGCAGAUCAUUGUACUCAAAGUGGCUCUGCUGGUUGGGGUGAAAGUGUACUCUGCUACAAGCUUCGAGUCGAUUGUCGCUCCUUCAUCGGAGAAGAACGGUAACCUCUUUUACAGCAUCAAGACGGAGCCUCAGAUUCCAGUGGCAGAGGUUACAGCGGUACUUGGAGCCACCGGAGUCAACGAUCAGUUGGCAGCUCCAGCAGGUAUCAAUCGCUUCGUGUUUUCUCAGAAGGAAUCUCUGGGUAUCGUCUGCUACUUCCCCAACCUGGAGACACUGGAGGAGACCAAGGUCAAGGAGUUCUCGUGGACAACUCAGCUGAAGCACCACAUGCUGGACAAGAUGCGUGAGAUUGGCGUCGAUCUGGAGAAUAUUGUGUACUUCCGAGGUGAGAUGCACUACCUGGUGAUGACUCCCAAGAGGAAUAACUUGCUGCUUCGAGGAGUGGUGAAGCAGAAUUAUUCCAACUCAAAGGAUCUGGUCAGGGACGACAACAUUAACCAGAGUGUACUGCACGCAUUCGUCAAGCGUAUUAUCGACUUUGCCGGGAUCCCGAGAAGAACGGACUUCACUCGAGUUAGUUUGUUUGACUUUACUUCACUAACGAGAGCUGAGCAGGCUGCAAGUGUAAUCUCUUCACACGGCAAGAAACUCUACAUUGGACUGGUGGGAGACUCGCUGCUGGAGCCUGUCUGGCAUGAAGGAGUCGGCACUUGUCGAGGCUUCCUAAGUGCGCUGGAUGGCGCAUGGAUGAUCGCCCAGAUCGGGAGAAAGUCGGAUGAAAAACUGCUGACGGAUCGCGAGUUGGCCUACCAAGUGAUGCAACGUCUGUCAGGCCACCAUCGUGACGAGAUGCAGAAGAAUGUGCGGAAGUACACCGUGGAUCCCAGGACUCGGUACUUGGUCGACUUUCCUCGUGUUGUGUAGACUGUAUACAAUAUCACUUCUGAAGAAUUAUAUCGAUAAUGUAUUAUUUUCCAUGUAUUUUUU